Molecule: messenger RNA, 3987 nt
Organism: Lottia gigantea (owl limpet)
Lineage: Eukaryota; Metazoa; Mollusca; Gastropoda; Lottiidae
Exons: 25
Biological process (GO): negative regulation of canonical Wnt signaling pathway; protein localization to ciliary transition zone
Cellular component (GO): ciliary basal body; ciliary base; non-motile cilium
Source: RefSeq, a predicted model, not a curated record
AUGUUUAUCAUUUUAUCUGAAUUGAUAUAUACUGUACUGAUUAUAUCAUUUCAGGUGCCAGGUUCUCAGGCUGAAUAUCAAAUCUCUGUCUCAUUAUUUGAUCUGAAAUUUAAAUGUUUUUUUGGUAAACAAUGGAUUGGCCCAGUAGUUCCGUGUGGUCAGAGUAAAAAGAUCAACUAUAAACAGAAUAUUUACUUUCAUACAGCCUAUAAGAAUUCUAAUAUACUUGGUGUAAUAGAGAUUAUAGUUCAUACUACUGAUGAAUUUGGUAAAGUUAGAAGAUUAUCGUGUGGAUGGGGUGUGAUUAGAUUCUUUAAACAUAAUGAAGAUAUACCAGAUUCAUCUCGCGGAUUACCACUUACAUUACAAACGUCUGCCAUCUAUUAUGGAUCACCAAGAGCUUUGUUUUUUCUUGAAGAUCCUUUGGAAGAGAAUGAGUUGAUGAGACCAAUACAAGAUUGUCAGGCACACUAUACUGUAUGUACACAUAAAGCUUUAUUAAAUGUACUACAUUUAAUACCAGAGAAUGUUAUAGUUGGUUCACAAGAUGUUGUACCUGGACUGGUAGAUGGUAGAGAUGCUGGUAAAGAUAAAUUUAAGAAGCCAAAGUUACUGAACACAGUUUCAGUCCAUAUGGAACAUUUCUCCCUUCAUCUCCAACCUUACGUAGAUAAAUUUGAAGAAGAACUAUGUAAUUUUUUGAAGUAUGAUAGAUCACAACGUGAAAAUAGAUCUAUUGAAGGAUUACAAGUUUCUAUAGCAGAAAGGAGACUUCAGAUUGGUGUCCAUAAUGGUUUAUGUUAUGUAGAGAAACCACAAACUGUUCUAUUAGAAGAGAAACAUGCUCCAACAUCACGAAAACCUACAGCAAGUCCAUCUGUUAGACGUAGUUCUAAAUUUACUCAUAAACGUACUGGUUCUACCGGUUCAGCUGGAAGUCAAUCAACUAAUUUAGUAUUAAAGAAUCCUGUACAAAUUAAUGAUAUAUCUGAAGAUCCAUUGUUUGCUGUUAUAUUAAAACUAGAAUAUGUUAUAGCUGAACCAUUAUCCGAAAAUGAUAGAAGGAUGUCAUUAAGUUAUGCUAGAGCUCAUACCAGAACUGUAUCCUUGAGAUGGGCCAUAUGGAAUCCCUUUCUACAUCCUAACCAAUCUGAGAUACAUCUAGGAUUAAUAGGUGGUAAUAAACAGUCCCCUGAUGAAGAGUUUAUCUAUAAAAUGCCUGAUACUGAUAUGCAAGAAGAAUCGGUCAGUAAAACAGCUGGUGGUCUGGCAAUGUUUCUUAUGUUAUCUGUACCACCACUGUCAUACAACAAUCAAAUGUCUGGUUUAUCAAUAUCAUAUAAUGGAUUGUCUCCCCACACCGAUGCUGGCUAUACUGGUGGUAUCAAUGGUUCAAUGGCAUCUAUUCGUAGUGAAGGAGGAGAGAGUUUGAUAUAUGAAUCUGGGCCAACAUCCAAUCAACUUUAUGCUGCAUCCCUACAAGUACCAACUCAUGCUCAAGGUGGAAUCCAACCUCAACUGUACCAACAAACUCAACCUGGCAUGCAUGUUGCUCCACCAGUAUAUAAUCAAAUGUAUAUGGCCCAACAAGCAGCUAUUUUCCAGGCCAAUGUGAUGGCUCAGGUAGGUCCUGAAAGUGAAUUAAGAGAAAUGCCAUAUAGACCAGCUCAUACUCCUACCCUGACACCUGUACCAUUACCUGUUGGUGGUCAAGGUCUAUCAAGAGCAGCUUAUGCCCGUUUGUAUACAGCUGGAUUUAAAACUAUACUAGAUAAAAAUGGAGAACCACCAGAAGUUAUAGAUCCACUAUCUCGUAUAAAUAUUAAUCUUCAACGUGAACAUGCUGAUCCUUUACAGACCAAUGAAAUAGUCUUCCAAUUCCUGGCUUUCUCCAAAAUGUUGACUUUCGAUGCCAAUGGUCCAAAGAAAAAUUCUGGAAGUGUUUUCUUCACUUUUCAAUUUUACAGAUUUCCUCAAAUGACCACUGAAAGGUUGUUAUUGAGUGAACCUCAGAAUGAACUAACAUCUAGUUCAGAAUCAUUACCGUUUAUAUUGAAACGUCUAGAUGGAAAUACAGUUCAUCUUACACCAGGAUAUGAGGUGAGAUAUUACGUGGAUCCAACAUAUCUAAAACCAGGAGAAGGAUUUUUAUUUUUACAACAUUUGUCUCGUCAGAUAUUACAUAUUGAUGUUUGGGAUGGUGAUUCUUUAUUACAAAUAGGAUCUUGUGCUGUAGAUUUAAAGUAUCUAUGUAGAAGUGGAAAUGAGGCUGUUCAGACAACUUUCGAAUUGGAUGUUAUAAAAACAGACUACCCAGAUGAGAUGAGUGCUGUUAGUGAUGAUAGGACAGGAGUUAAGGCCCCUGGUUCUCACUCCUCAUUACAAGGAAAAUUACAUCUACGUAUGGCCAAUAUAGGUCAUGCUUUAGAUUCCAGGACUGGUAAAAUUGAUAUGUCACCAUUGCCAAGUAAAUCACAAGUUAUUGUAUCUCAAACAGCUGGUAAUAGUAAAUAUAAAGGUGGUAGUUUAUCUCAUACAGCUAAUGUUAAAAUGGUAAAGAAAGCCAGAGCCCAUCAUUUAGCUGACAAUCGAGAAGUAGCCACUCUAUUAUUUUCUGACAAGACAACUAUGCCUCAUAAUGAUGAAAAUGAAGUAACAAGAGAAGGUGAUGCAGAAAAACAGAGAAAAUUAGCUAGAAUGCAGGCUAUUAGACAAAUGUCUUCUACAGACAAACCUCCUAGUAGUGUUAUGGGUUAUCGUAAAGAUAAAGCUGAUAGAACUAGAGACUUAAAGACGAUAGAAAUUUAUCGUUUACAAACUAAACGAGAUGGUAUUUUGAGUAUGUUAAAUGAAUCAAUUACUACAGAACAUACUAUAUUUCCAUCUUUUGGUACUACAGAAUUCUUCGAGUUUGUUUUUCGAAAUCCGUUUAAUACAGAACAGACUAUAACAGUUGAAUGUUCAGAUCCAGAUUUACAGGUUGUAACUAGUACUAGAGAAUGGAGACAUUUUAAAACAUUAGGACAGUUACCAACUCAACUGGAAGAGAAUAUGUUUAGUAAAGAUAGUCAGUCUGAUUCUCCACAAUUAUUUCUUCGAGCUAAAGAAACAGUUAAUAUACCACUACGAUUCCGGUCAUAUCUUACUGAUCAAUCUACUCAACCUCAGAUGCCUGUUGAUCAAUUAAAGAAUAAUAAACAAUCAACAUUUAAAACAGGAGAUAAUCAAAUGGAAGAUUUGAUGCAAUCACGAGUUAUCAAGGUAUAUUUUAAAUCGGAGGAAAGUAAAGCCGUAGCUAUCCUAUCUUUGAAAGUUGAACCUCAACCUCAUGUCAUAGAUCAAACAUUCCGUUUUUACCAUCCAGAACAAUCAUUCUUAAAGAAAGCCAUCAGGUUACCUCCCUUUCAUACUCUACCAGGUAAUCCAGUGGGAGGAAAUAGUGUUAACAAAGUCUUUGUUAGAUGUAGUGAUGAUAAUGUUAUCACUGAUAGCAAAGCUACUCAACCUGGUGAACCUCAUGAUGUUUUCUUUAAGGUUGCUAUGGGAGCAUCACCACAGAGAAAAAGAUUUUUUAUUGCUAUCUAUAUUGACCCUUUCCUAUCCCGGCCAAUACAGAUAUGGCAGGUCUACGUUCAUGCUUUACAAAGAGUUGAUUUAGCAUGUGUUGAGGGACAGACCAGUCGCUUUAAUCUUUUACUCAAAGGAACUCAGGCUUCAAGAUUAGUAAGAUGUUAUUCAUCAAAUGAGGUAGAAAUGCAGUUAUCACCCAAUGAUCAGUUUAUGUUAGCUGCUGGAGCUGUACAUGAAUUAAAUGUAGCUGUAAGAUGUAAUACUGUGGGUAAUAUAUCAUACUAUAUUAACGUAGUAGAUGUGGAAUAUCAUCAGUUAGUAAGAAGCUGGUUAGUUUGUGUUAAUUGUCGAGCUCCUAUUGUCACCAGAACCUAUGAUCUCAUUCUACCGGUUGGUGGAGGUAAAGGUUCCAGUAAG